Messenger RNA from Marchantia polymorpha subsp. ruderalis, 2353 nucleotides. The record is from the annotation of a GenBank genome assembly. Lineage: Eukaryota; Viridiplantae; Streptophyta; Marchantiopsida; Marchantiales; Marchantiaceae.
GACUAUGUAGACCUUAAUGGAGACCGUUAGUCCUCAAUGCAGGGACUGACAAGACGUAGAGGGGAAGAAGGAAUCUACAAGGAGAAGAAAACCUAGAACCGAAAGCAAGAGUAGUUUUUCUUUUUAGAUGAAAUGCUUGACGAUCGCAUCGAAAUUAAGAUACAAUUCGACGGUCACUUUGAAUCAGAAUCUUGUGCAACCUGCCGUAGUGAAACAAAAUCUUGAGCACUACGCGACCCUGAAAUCCUAUGCAUAGUGCACAAUGAUCUUAUUCAUUCAUAUUACCGUGGUUUAACUUUAUUAGCAUGGUCUAAUUCAUGAACGUGUUUGUGGUAUAUUUUACUCUUAGAUUCAUUAAGGAUCAACUAAUUCAUUCACGUUCUUCGGUAUGUGAGGAACAUUGGUAAGUUCAACAGAAACAGGGGCUGAUGAAGGAGUGAAGGAGGACUCGACGGUUCGAAUGAGGUAGACCAUGGCGAACUCGUAUCUAGGUGUCGGUCGAUUUUUCUGACGCUGCGUUGUUCUUCGAGUUCAGGAAGAACUGUGCAUCCUUAGCGACCUUUUGGAGAACACGAGUUCACUCAUAUUCUCGUUGUCCUCUUCACCAGCAGUCAUUUCUGAGUCUCUGGCUGGCGGAUCAACUUCACCGCGUUGUGAGGGGAGAUUCCUCCAAGAGUAGGGUCGCUUUGAUGCUGUGAUUAUAGACUGAGCAAGCCGUGAAAGCAAUUCCUUGUCUGCCAGAAUGGGAAAUAUUGGAUCUCGUGUGCAGAAAUAUAGUGUUCUUGACGAUUUUGAAUGUCGGUCGGUACUUGAUGGUAGGAGCGGAGGAUUCUUGUGGACAAUGAGACAUGAACAUCAAGGUUGGAAUUGAAUUCAGGGGCUUUACAAAUAGAGUGGGCUUUGGCGACUGAAGUGACACUAGCGUAUUUCAUCGGGAAUUUGGUCGGGGAUUUAUCUCGUUUGGAGGAGUAGGGCUCGGCAAUACGUUUUAGACUCGCUGCGUCAGGCCUCAUACGCACAUUGUGGAUAAGAUGUCGACUCCUCAAUUGAUCGUCACCUCUGGGGAGGAAAAGAAGGAUACUGAUCCCAUGAAUCCUGGGCAGUUGGACAAAGCUCUGCCAGCCACACGUUUACUCGAGAAGCGGCGGAUGGUUGCUCAGGUUCAAGAAGCUCUAGAGAAUCAGAAGAUUGAGUUUGCGCAGAAGGAAGAAAUUCUGAAGAAGCGUGAGGAGACAUUGAGAACUAAGGACCUUCAGUUGCAGGAGUCCUUGAUUGGGUUUUCGAAAUUCUUGCAGGAGAAUGGUGUUAAGAAAAAACGUGCCGAGAAGAAAGCCAGCGACGAAAUUCGACUACGGCUAGAAAAGGAGGCAGAAAUAUCGCAACUGGAAUCCCAGCUUGUACAACUCAAGCAUGAGAAGAACGCUACUCAUGCUGAUUUAGAGCGUAUGAUGUUCUAUCAUAAAUACCUGGAGACCGUGAUCGAGACCUCAGAAGGAUUCAAUGAGAUCAAUGAUCUUCUCAUGAGGCACGCGACCCUCCAGGCUACGAAUGAGGAUUUAAAACGGCAUGUGGAGUCUUGUUCGGACAGCGCUGAAGUUGUGAGAACAGAGCUACAGGCCUAUGUCAAGAGCAGUUCAAAUGAAAUACUCAACCUUGACAACAGCAUCAGCGUGUCAAAACAGACUCUUGAAAAGAAGAAGGGUGAAACAGCUGCGACUCAACUACACAUGGACAGCAUUCUCCAUGCAGCAGCGACGAAAACACUUGCGCGAAGUCAGGUUUGCAUGGCUGCGGAGUACCUCUUCCAGCGCAUAUGUAAAUUGUCGAAUAUCAGUCAUUUUCCGUACAAUAAUCCUUUGAAGCAGCUGGACUGUGUGGGAGAUUACAUUUCGGACCUGAAUCACAUCAUCAAAGCCUAUAAAAUAAAGUGCAUAAAGAAAGAACAUGAAGCACAACGACAAAGAGAGAAAGAGGCGCAACAACAAAUGUAGUCGGAUUGUAGGUCCUAACUUCUAGCAAGGAUCUUGAGUGAAGGGACAUUCUUCUAUAACCUAAUCAUGAAUCUUCUUCUAUAAGUUUACUUCUGGAGCGAAAGCUGCAAGGCAAUUGUCGAAAGUCGAUUUGUAACCUGGAUCCAAUUGCCUAGAUUCAAGCAUCAGCCUUCACAUAUUCAAUGAAUAAUUUGAACGCUGCUGAUCACAGAUGCAAUCUGCUCGGCCGACUGAGAACCGUAUGAGAAAAGACCAAAUAAAUUAUGCUUUAACGCCAGGAAACAGCGCAGGGUGAGUUUUUAGAUUUUAAUGAAAGAUAAAUCACCGUUGCCUGAGUAUAUAAUUUUUACACAAUCAGGAAG